This is a messenger RNA of Pseudocercospora fijiensis CIRAD86, 3009 nucleotides long. RefSeq lists its product as uncharacterized. NCBI's taxonomy places the organism in Eukaryota, Fungi, Ascomycota, Dothideomycetes, Mycosphaerellales, Mycosphaerellaceae. The annotation marks the transcript as partial. The record is from RefSeq and is a predicted model, not a curated record. Gene Ontology annotation, molecular function: phosphorelay sensor kinase activity. The transcript is spliced from 2 exons. Gene Ontology annotation, biological process: phosphorelay signal transduction system; phosphorylation.
ACCGACUUGGGCCCAAUGCCAGGAUGGAGCGCAGAAUUGAGGCGCAUGGCCAAUGUGUGUCUGCUGGACAACAAGGCGUGCGUGCUGUGGUGGGGUCCCCAGCGCAUCGCCGUAUACAACGAGGCAUAUUCCCACGUCGUGGCGCACAAGCAUCCAUCGGCGCUGGGCAAGACUGUGGAGCAGAUAUGGCCGGAGCUGGUCGAUUUGCCGUAUGGAAGAAGCUUCGAUCUCGCAGACACCACCGGAGCCGCAUCGUAUGGAGAGCGGAAACCAUUUUACGUCGACCGAGCUGGGUAUCUGGAAGAGGUUUGGGCAUCAUGGGUCAAUAUCCCCAUCCCGGGCCCCACUGGCAAUCUAGGUGUCUUCAACACCGUCACCGAUGUCACGCAGGAAGUCGUUUACACCAGAAGAAUAGCGACUCUACAGACGCUCGACCAGCACACCGCCAACGUGGACACCGUUUCGUCGUACUGGACUGCAGUCUUGCGAGGUCUGGGCAAGAACGAUCGAGAAGUGCCAUUCGCAGCCUUGUACGGACCCGUCGGACAUGAUGCACGACGAGCUUCCGUGCAGUCGACAUCGACCUCACAAGACGCCGAUGCGGGGUCUGUCUCCGACCACAAUUCCAUCUUUUCAGGCACAGAGUGGACGAUGGAAGGCGUGAUCGGCGUGCGACCGCCUCCCCACCUCCAUGGCUUACCUCAAAGGGUCGACCUCGAUUCUGGCUGCGAGAUACUGUCGCCGCUGUUCAGAGAGUGUAUGGAGUCCCAGAAAUUGAUCCUGCUCAGCAUCGCCGACGGAACCAUGUGUCCCGUCCUUCAAGAAGCCGCCAAGUCGCGCGCGUUCGAUGGGGACCAAUGCAGAAACGCAGUCAUCAUGCCCAUCUGGUCGAAGUAUCAAGAGCACCGGUCUGGCUUUCUCAUACUGGGACUGAAUACGAGGCGAGAAUACAAUGCUGCAUAUCAACAAUUCAUUCGACUGCUGCAUCAGCAAUUGACCACCUCACUUUCUACCUUGGUCAUGGCAGAGGACGAAGCCCGACGGAAUCGCGUGGCAGCCAGACUUGCUGCUCGUGAUCGCAUUCGUCUUGUGGAGUCUCUCGCGAAGAGCCAGCAGGUAGCCGAGCAUAGCGAAACUCGUUUCCGAAGCAUGGCAGACUUGGCACCUAUCGGUAUUUUCGAGUUUGACACCAAGGGUAGCCUGCUGUACGCGAAUCAACGCUUCCUCGAGAUGACGAACUGCGCUAUCGACAAGGCGCCAGACAUACCAUCGCUGAACCUGGCACUUCACGAAGACGACCGGGCAUAUUCUUUGCAGCAAUGGAGCAAGCUGUUGUCUGGAGAGCAGGUAUCAUUCGAGGCAAGACUGAACAGACCGUUCAUAACUGAUGAGGUAUACGGUGGAGAACGCAUGACGGGUGAGACCUGGGUGCUCACCGCUGCAUAUGCCAUGCGUGACGAUAAUGACGGGCCUCACGGCGAUGGAGUGAAGGGUGUGUUUGGAUGUCUUGUCGACAUUAGCCGACAGAAAUGGAUGGAGGGCUUCCAAGAACGACAGGUGAAGGAACAGCUCGAACGACGACGACAGCAGGAGAACUUUAUGGACUCGACGAAUCACGAAGCAAGAAACCCACUCGCAGCGAUCACGUUAUGCGCCGACGACGUGUACACGACAGUAAACCGCCUUCUCUCACAAUCAGCGAAUGGGCAGCUCACGCUGGAUCGUGAUAAUGCCAUAGCUAUCCUGGAGAGUGUCGAGACCAUCAUGACUUGCGCAAAGCACCAGAAGCGCAUCAUAGACGAUGUGUUGACGAUCAGUAAACUUGACAGCCAGAUGCUAACAGUAAAUCCUGCGCCGAUGAGACCUACAGAUGUGGUCACACAGGCGCUCAAGAUGUUCAAGGGCGAGCUCCAACGAAGCGAUGUGGAGAUGCAGUAUUCGAUCGGAUCCUCAUAUCAGGCCUGCGAGGUCAAUUGGGUCCUGCUCGAUUCUACUCGCUUCCUUCAGAUCCUGGUCAACCUUCUCACAAACGCGAUCAAGUUCACGAAACACGAGAGUUCGCGAAAGGUGGUGGUGCGACUAAAUGCAAGCCCUGUGCGGCCGACGGAUGCAGAUUGUGGUGUGCGCUUUGCACCGACGACGUCGAGAAUGACCUCGGUGUCGUCGGAAGAGGACUGCGUAUAUUUGUGCAUCACCAUCAAAGACACGGGACCUGGCAUCGUUGAAGAAGAAUUGCAGAAUCUGUUCCAGCGAUUCCAGCAAGCCUCGCCGAAGACAUAUGCACAGUAUGGAGGUUCAGGUCUGGGCUUGUGGAUCUCAAAGGAGCUCUGUGCGAAGCUGGGCGGCCAGAUUGGUGUUGCUUCUAACACCGCAGGCUUCCUCCAACCCAGUCAAGAGAGCGGCUGCACAUUCUGCUUCUACGUACAAGCACCUCGCUGUGCCGCACCGCGACCCGAACGACCAGCCCCACAACGACAGUCUCCUGGAGAUGACUCUCCUAAAGCCAUCGAUGCGAAUGGAAUCUCGAUGUUGGACGAGGGCAUUGCCGCAAUUCAAGCGCACCUCGAAUCACCUCCCACUUCCGCGAAAGAUGAAAUCAUGGUCGACCAGCCGAAAGUGUCCUCGGAUGCCACAGACAUGAACGUGCUCAUUGUAGAAGACAAUCUCGUCAACCAGCGCGUCAUGCGCAAACAACUCACUCGAGCCGGCUUCCGAGUAACAGUCGCGAAUCACGGUAGGGAAGCGCUCGACUGUCUACAUCCUGCCGGCACCAAUCCAGCCAAAAUCGGAGUCGUGUUGAUGGACAUCGAAAUGCCGGUGAUGGGAGGACUGGAAUGUACUCGCAUCAUUCGACUACGAGAACGGGAAUCACAACGGACAUCUCGAAUGCCCAUCUUAGGCGUGACGGCGAACGCACGAGCAGAGCAGCAGGCCGAAGCUAUAGACGCGGGUAUGGAUCGAGUGGUGACAAAACCUUUCCACAUGUCGGAAUUAUUACCUGCCAUAGAG